Molecule: messenger RNA, 309 nt
Organism: Striga asiatica
Lineage: Eukaryota; Viridiplantae; Streptophyta; Magnoliopsida; Lamiales; Orobanchaceae
Source: the annotation of a GenBank genome assembly
AUGAUUAGGACAAGAUAUGGUCAAGCUCACAUAGAGCCACACAAAUUUCGACCCGAAAACUCCCUCGAUGUCGCCCUCCAUUUAAAGAAAGUCCCGAACAACGCCUCCAUAUCCUCCAACGUCCUCCCUCUCGUCUCAGGCAACAACGUGAAGAAAAAUAUCCAAGUAACCGUCGCAAUCCCGCUAAACAAAAAGAACGUCCCGCCGAUCGUGAUCGCCUUGUAUAGCGAAAUAAACGACAUCAACAAAACCCCGCUUGUGGCCCGGUUUAUCGCCACCCCCACGCCGCAACCCUGCGCCCUUAGCUGA